GUCUGCAGCUGGAAGAGGUCGGAGCGCAGCGCUUGGUCUGUGUUAUUUGAUACGGAGAUACCAACUGAACCCACAACAAGCACAAAGUGUGUUAAUAAAGGCACGGGCGCAAGUGGACAAAGAGCUCUACCAUGCAGAGCAGAUACGAAUGUAUUACAAAAGCAUUAUAAUGGAAGCUGAAGCCGGCAGAAUCCAUCGAAUACCAUACACUUUUAUGUAGCAUCCCAUCUCACCAACAUAAUACAAUACAAUAUCUCAACAAAUUUUGGCCUUCGUAUUUUUAUUUUUUUAAUUUUCGGUAUGAAAAAAAAUCCCUAGUACUGCGUUCUCUCUCUGUCAACCAACCAUCACAGCCAUGUCACUAGCUUAUGCUUGUAACUGCCUGAAUGUUCGGUUGCAUGUUGCUUCUACUAUUGAUUCGUCAAGCUCACUGACUGAUGAAUUGGGCUCGGAAUUGAUGGGAUGGAAAUUGUCGCUAGGUGUAGGCGGCAUUGUCAUUGAGCAAAAGCCUCUGGUUCGACUGCGACAAGUAUCACAUGCGCCGUCCUGGGCAACCCUAUCUUGCCUUGUCUGCGGCACCCAGGAUAUCUUUUCGAUCCUAUUCGACGAUCAGAUUACGCGCCUGGAUAACCCCGACUGGGACUCGCUGCUUAUACCCGAAAGCAACAGUAUCAUCAUACAUGAAGGUUUAAAGGAUGCAAGCGAGAUUGAAGCCCUCAAAAAGCUACCCAAUUUCUCCUGUACCUUCCAAUUAGUGAUACGAUCGCCCAAUGAAGCCCAGGCUAGUCAUGAUAAUCCACAGUACAAGGAACUGCGCGAAAAGCUACAGCUGACCCUUGAUGAGCGGAUGAAGCUUGAGGAGCAAAAAACCCGUGAGAGAAUUGCUGCCUAUAAAAAGCAACAGGAGGAGAGUCUGGCUGCCAUGAAAAAAACUGCACAUGAAGAGUUGGCGAUGCUCGAAACCAUCAUAUCGGAAGCGCUGCAUACGUCGCAAGUGAAGAAACCCAAAUCGUUGGAUGAGAAAAAGCACACUACAUCUGAAUCUUUAACAUCAGGCACGGGUGAAGGAUCUAUGAAAAAAGGAUCAUCACGACAACGGGUCCGAUUUGAGGAGUCUGAUCAAAACACUGCAGGUACCGAAUCUGGGAAAACGCACGAGCAACCUUCCAACCUUGGUAAAGCCAUUCAGAGCCAACGAGACAUUACAGGAGACACUGUAGAGGCCGAUGACGAGGCCAAUGAUGAGAUUAUGGAGGACGGAAUGGAGGACAAUUCUGAUGGUAAUAACACAACUUUGCAUGCUUACAAGUGGAAUCUGAAACUAACUCGAGCUUAAGAUGAGGAAAAUGUCUUUGAACUGGACGAAGAGCUAGAGACCCGUCCUGACGGGGUCGCUGACGAUGAAAAUGCAGAAGAUGGCGUGGAACCUGUUGAUGAAGAGCAAGA
Umbelopsis ramanniana AG is the source of this 1446-nucleotide messenger RNA. RefSeq lists its product as uncharacterized. The transcript has 4 exons. Gene Ontology annotation, cellular component: cytoplasm. The coding region runs from base 356 to 1336 and encodes 326 amino acids. The record is from RefSeq and is a predicted model, not a curated record. NCBI's taxonomy places the organism in Eukaryota, Fungi, Mucoromycota, Umbelopsidomycetes, Umbelopsidales, Umbelopsidaceae. Gene Ontology annotation, biological process: neurotrophin TRK receptor signaling pathway; negative regulation of protein kinase activity; negative regulation of TOR signaling.